AUGCCCCUACCUCAGCGUCUCAGUGGUGGCAAUGGUCAGGGCCAGUCCCCUAAUCAGAUGAUGUCCGCCCAGUUGAGCGCAGGUGGUGCCUUUGGUGGCUUGUCCCAGCAACCGUCCUUUGGCAGUGCUGGUGGAAAUGGUGGUGGUAACAAUCCUUGGCCUAUGCUUUCAAGUGCAGCAACUCAGGGCCUGCGAAUGGCUGGAUUUCCACACCAGCAACAGCAAUGCAGGUAA
Dibothriocephalus latus is the source of this 234-nucleotide messenger RNA. NCBI's taxonomy places the organism in Eukaryota, Metazoa, Platyhelminthes, Cestoda, Diphyllobothriidea, Diphyllobothriidae. The record is from the annotation of a GenBank genome assembly.